AUGUCUCAUGACGAAUUUGAUCAUUACGACCUUUCAGAAUUCACCGAGGAGGAGCUCGCCCGUUUUGAUAUGGAUGCUACGAAAACUCCGCUGCCAACGGGGCUCAAUGACAGUCCAACUUUGGAAUCACAGCAUCAUAUCUCGGCGGGACCCGGUAAAGCUGUUCUCAGUAGCUGUAGUGGUGGACCUGCGCUUGGUAUUGCUAUUGAGUCCCCGACUGACACAAAUUCUGUUGAAGAAAUCCCUAAACCUACUGUCAGCACGAGAGUGUCUCAUCACUCGGCUAGCACAAAGCCCCUGCAGCUAACUAGUACGCCUGUUUCUGGAAUGCGCCCACAAAAUCACACGAUAAAUCUAUACGAGAAGUUUUUAUCUUGGAAGAAAGCAUUUUCCGUGACAGACCUUGUCUCACCUGUUUGGUGUGAAGUACAAUAUGAGUAUGGGUUGUAUGGAGAACGCCACAAACCGCUCGAAAGGCGACCACCUUCUUUCAAGUCAAGAGACGGCAAACAAAUUCAGGUCAAACAAAGUGUCGCACAACAGCACGACAAGACACUCAAGAGAGGGGCCUCUAUUCACAAAAAUCUGGAGCUGGAAGUGCGGCCGAAAAAACUGUUCGUCCGUACAUCAACUGACGAAGAGCGUUGGGCUUUACGUCUUUUCAAUCUGACUGCAGGCCUAGAACAACUCACCUUCGAGGGGCUAACGAGGGAACUCCCAGUUUUCGGGAUUACGCAUGGGCAAGUCGUUUUCGGAAUUAUCGACGAAGUGACUCGGCGUGUUCCAUCAGAAGUAAAUAAACUUCACAAUCCUGCCAAACGUGGCCCGGUCUCCCCCGAAUCAUCUCCCGUCAAGAAAAAGCAGCGUCGGCCGCUGUCACCAUCCCAAAACGAUACAUCUGUUUGUCUAGAUCAGUCUACUCCUGAGGAGACUCGCACGGCGCAUCAGUCCCCAACCGAGGAGGAUAUUUGUGACAAUUCUAUGGCAGAAAGUUCGAUCCCAAGGCCCGUCUAUCUCCGACCCACGUUUUACGAUUUGACGCUUGUAGACUACAAGACUCGUCGCGUGUCAUCACUACCCCCAGAUGAGGAUACGAUAUCAUCACAGAUGCAACUUAUGCUUUACCAUCGCCUGCUCUCGCCGCUCCUCUCACCGGAAACUUUUGAUUUCAAUGCACUAUGGUCAAAGCAAGCCGUCAAUCCGCAUCAAUCAUUUUCCAGGAAUUUUGUAGAAGACAUCGGUUUGCUAACAAAAGAUCAACAAGACCCUUUUCAUGUAGAUCUGAACUCCAUGGUCGCCGCAUGGGUUUCUGUCGUCCACUCGGCUCGGUGCAGCGGUGAACGACUGAGAGGCAUCCAUUCCGAGUUGCAAAUUAUCUACCGGAAAGCUGGGGUCAAGAAGGACUCGGUUCAUUAUCGGAAACAGAAGGCAAAAACCGAUGAAAAGGCAGUCGAUAAUCCCCCGGGAAGGCUUGCCCUCCAAGAGAAAUUGGAUAUGGAUCGUGCCAUUGCAGAGAGCUUGCGCCCACCUGAUCAGGACGCCGGAGAGGCCAGCACUUCUCAGGCUGCGGACCACAGCAUUAAGAUUGCACAUACUGCAUCGAGCGAAGAACUUCUAACUGAUGGGGUUAUUGACAUCACUAGCACUGUUGGUGAAAACCUUGAGCCGACAUUGGUAGUGCCAUGUUUGUUACCUGCAGGCACCAGCAACAAUCCCGACUCCAAUCCACAGUCGAUCGCUACGAAAGAUCUCGCUCCAGUGGCUGAUGAGUUAACUAACUUGGAAGAAAACGGGACUCUUCCUGAUCAAAAUGAUGACUCUCCAGUUGAGGAGGAUACCUCUGGCCUUUCGACCAUAUUGGGUACCAGGAAGUUUUUCAUGGACGAGGACCGGCUCGAUGCACAUCUUAGAGAUAUCCUCCAAUGGUGGUUCGGCUUUCGUCUUCCCAGGGGCGUUGAACUCGCACAGUCCAGUCGGUGUGGCACUUGCGAAUAUCAAGACAGUUGCGAAUGGAGAAAGCGGAAGGCUUUCGAAGGUAGUAGCGUCGCUCUCGGAAAGCGUAAGGCGACUUAA
This is a messenger RNA of Suillus plorans, 2073 nucleotides long. RefSeq names its product exonuclease V a 5' deoxyribonuclease-domain-containing protein. Gene Ontology annotation, molecular function: single-stranded DNA 5'-3' DNA exonuclease activity. The coding region runs from base 1 to 2073 and encodes 690 amino acids. Gene Ontology annotation, cellular component: nucleus; mitochondrion. Gene Ontology annotation, biological process: interstrand cross-link repair. NCBI's taxonomy places the organism in Eukaryota, Fungi, Basidiomycota, Agaricomycetes, Boletales, Suillaceae. The record is from RefSeq and is a predicted model, not a curated record. The transcript is spliced from 8 exons.